AUGGCAGCAUUGAAUUCCGGAGAUUCCUCAUUUCGUCUCUGUCCAGCCUCGACCACUCCACUCGUUCUGCGUUCCAACAAUCGCCCUAUCCUGCACGCCGUCAACCCGUCGUCACGUGGCCUGAAGUUCCACUGCUCGCGAGUUACCGCUCUUUCCGCUGCCGCCAAAAGCGUCGAAACCUCGACGGAAAAUGGCUUGGUUGAUCAUUUCGCGACGGACGACCGACCCAUCGUGCUUUACGAUGGCGUGUGCAACAUGUGCAACGGCGGGGUCAAUUUCGCCCUUGAUGCAGAUCCACAGGGUCGUCUCCGGUUCGCGGCCUUGCAGAGCGAGGCUGGGCGUGCAUUGCUGGCUCGUUCCGGACGUUCACCAGACGACAUCAGCAGUAUAGUGCUGGUCGAGAGGGAUGGGGCUUACAUAAAAUCAGACGCAGUGUUGAGGAUUGCUCGCCUUCUUGACCUCCCAUUGGCCUUCCUCGCCGCACUUGCACCGAAGUAA
Closterium sp. Naga37s-1 is the source of this 498-nucleotide messenger RNA. The record is from the annotation of a GenBank genome assembly. Lineage: Eukaryota; Viridiplantae; Streptophyta; Zygnematophyceae; Desmidiales; Closteriaceae.